AUGGGGGAGAGCUACGUGUACCAGCGACUCCCCUUCGGCAGAGGAGAGGAGGAGGGGGAGGAGGAGGACGAAGAGGAGAGGAGGAUCCAGGAACGUGUCGGGGGGCAAAUGAUGCAGAGCGACGAGGGCACCGAGUGGCUGCUGGAGCUGCUGACAGACGUGCAGCUGCAGCAGUACUUCCUGCGGAUCCGCGAUGAGCUCAACGUCACUCGACUUUCACACUUCGACUACGUGAAGAGCGAAGACCUGGAGAAGAUCGGCAUGGGGCGCCCAGGUCAAAGGAGGCUGUGGGAGGCGGUCAAGAGGAGAAGAGCUCUUUAUAAACGAAAGUCCUGGAUGAGCAAGGUAUUUCCAGUGAAACGCUCUGACGCCGACCCCCAGCAGCCCGUCCCCCAGGGGGCGUCGUCCAGCCGGGCGCCCGCCGCCAGCGAGCCGACGGCGUCCCUCACCUGCCUGAUCAGGGAGGCGGAGCUGCAGCUGUUCGAGCGGCUCGGAGACGGCACGUUCGGCGUGGUGCGGCGAGGAGAGUGGACCGGUCCCAACGGCAGAGUGUUGUCGGUGGCGGUGAAGUGUCUGAAAGCCGGCGUGUUGGACUCUGACGGGCUGGACGACUUCAUCCGGGAGGUGAACGCCAUGCACUCGCUGAGCCACCAGAACCUGAUCCGGCUGUACGGCAUCGUCCUCACACAGCCCAUGAAGAUGGUGGCUGAGCUGGCUCCUCUGGGCUCCCUGUUGGAUCGGCUCAGGAAGCGUCAGGGUCACAUCCUCAUCUUGUCCCUCUGUAACUACGCUGUUCAGGUGGCGUGUGGCAUGGCCUACCUGGAGCAGAGGCGUUUCCUCCACAGAGACCUCGCCGCCCGCAACGUUCUUCUGUCCACCAACGACACGGUGAAGAUCGGAGACUUCGGCCUGAUGAGGGCGCUGCCGACACACACCGACCACUACAUCAUGGAGGAGGGUCACAAGGUCCCGUUCCCCUGGUGCGCCCCGGAGUCUCUGAAGUCUCGUUCUUUCUCUCAUGCGUCGGACACCUGGAUGUUUGCCGUCACUCUGUGGGAGAUGUUCACCCACGGACAGGAGCCGUGGAUCGGCCUCAACGGGAGUCAGAUCCUGCACAAGGUGGACGUGGAGGCCGAGAGGUUAAGUAAACCAGAGGACUGUCCUCUGGACGUUUACAACGUGAUGCUGCAGUGCUGGAGCCCCAAACCUGAGGACAGACCCACCUUCAUCGCACUCAGAGACUUUCUGCUCGAGACGAUGCCCACGGACAUGAGAUCCCUGCAGGACUUUGAGGACGAAGACAAGCUCCAGAUCCAGAUGAACGACGUGAUCACCAUCAUAGAGGGAAGGGCGGAGCAUUACUGGUGGCGAGGUCAGAACAGGCGGACGCUGCGUUUCGGGCAGUUCCCUCGCCACGUGGUGACGGCGGUGGCCGGGCUGUCGGCCCACGACAUCAGCCGACCGCUCAAACACUCCUUCAUCCACACGGGCCACGGAGACACGGACCCCCACAGGAGCUGGGGACACGCAGACCGCAUAGACAGUCUGUACCUGGGGAACCCCAUGGACCCCCCCGACGUCCUGGGAAUGGAGGCCGGCAUCGCCCGACCGACCAAACUCCCAAACCGGGCCAAGAAGCAACCCCCCCCUCGGCCUCCUCAGCCGGCUGUUCUGCUGAAGAAGCCGUUCUACGACUCGGUCAUGGACGAUUACGACGACGACGACGACCCCGGCUCCUCUUCGGGCCUGAAGCGGCUCGGGGCGUCUCUGGGUCUGAAGCUCCGCCCCUGGGAGGGGGGCGGGGCCCUGGUGCGCUCGGCCAGGAGCGAGGUGUCGCUCAUCGACUUCAACGACGACAGCUUCAGCUCCACCACGCCGUCGCCGCUCGGCGAGACGCAGCCGCCGGACGAGGACACGCUGAAGGACACUCCCUCCAUCCUGGACUGGCCCCUCCCUCAGCCGGCGUACGACGCGGUGGCCACGGAGCUGGAGGACCAAUCGGAGGACCAGGAGGUGAAGUCUAUCAACAAGGGUCUGAGUGAGGAGGCCACGCCCACGCCCGGCGCCGCCCUGGUGGGCCGGAGCGAGUCGCAGUCAGCUGACCUCUUCCAGGAACUCCAGAGAGAGGUGAUGGUGAAGCUGCAGGUUCCCAUGGCAACAGGCCGCUCCCUCCCCUCCUCCCCUCUCCCGAUGCCCCUGGCUCCGUUCGGCCCCCACCGACAGAUCCUCCUCCCUCCUCCCUCCCCCGCCAGCUACGCCUCCUUCUUCGAGGACCGGCCGGUGCUUCCCCCCCGCAGCCCCGUCCCCCCCCUCCGUCCCUCCAAGCACCACCCCCCCGCCCGGCCCACCCAGCCGCAGGUCCGCUCCAGCUCCAUAUCCAUGGGGGACGAGGAGGACACGCCGCCCCAGAUCCCACCGAGAGACCACGCCUUCUCUCAGCCGGGCUCCCGCUCCUCCUCCCCCCUCCCACCGGCCCCGCCCCCCUCCGCCUCGCCCAUGGCUCUCCCCCCGCCCCCCCACUUCGUCUCCCCACGCCGGACGGCAGGACUCCUGGGUCCCCUCCUGUCCUCAAGCUCCUCCUCCUCCUCCUCCUCUGCACCGUCUCAAGCCGCCUCCCAUCCCUCACGCCCCGCCUCCUCUUACUCCUCCAGUCCUCUGCUGGAUCCUCUCUCCUUCCGUGAGGGGCGUGGCCUGUCCUCGUUGAUUGACAGCUCCCCGAGCUCUGCUCCCGCCCCCCUGCCGGAGAGACCAGCUUUCCUGGAAAGAUACGGAGCAGCCAACAUGGUGGCGGUCAAACCCAUGAUGCAGCAGCAGCAGCAGCCGGGCGGAGCCAAACCCAAUUCCUCUUAUAACAACAACAACGGGCGGACCGCAGCUCCCAGCAUGCAACAGGAGCAGAGCAUCACACAGGUGCAGGCCGCGGUGCACGGGGUCACGCUGGAGGAGUGUCAGUCCGCUCUGCAGGGUCACAACUGGAGGAUCCCUCAGGCCAUCAGCCACUUGAAGGUGGAGCAGUUGUUUCGCUUGGGGCUGCGGUCGAGAGCCGAGUGUGAAGAGCUGCUGCAGCUCCGCCAGUGGAACCUGGAGCAGGCCAGCACCGUCCUGCUGGAGACAUUCGGACCCCAUCUAAACAGGUAG
Limanda limanda (common dab) is the source of this 3138-nucleotide messenger RNA. RefSeq names its product tyrosine kinase, non-receptor, 2a (gene tnk2a). The transcript is spliced from 19 exons. Gene Ontology annotation, biological process: signal transduction; protein phosphorylation. Bases 1 to 3138 code for a protein of 1045 amino acids. Gene Ontology annotation, molecular function: ATP binding; protein tyrosine kinase activity; protein binding. The record is from RefSeq and is a predicted model, not a curated record. Lineage: Eukaryota; Metazoa; Chordata; Actinopteri; Pleuronectiformes; Pleuronectidae.